UUGGUUAGAAUUACUACUUACUCCACUCCUUCCAUCGAUAUUCGGUCCAUUUUUUUUUUCCAGGAUCAAUUUGAUACGAUCGAUUUGACUGAUAAUGAUAUUCGUAAGCUGGAAAACAUUCCACUGCUGAAACGCCUCAGCACACUGUUGAUGCACAAUAAUCGUGUCCAACAAAUUAUGCCGAAUAUUGGUGAAGUUCUGCCCUCAUUGAAAACUUUGGCAUUGACGAACAAUAAUUUGUGUGAAUUAGGCGAUAUCGAUCCACUCUCAACUUGCCCAAAACUGGAAUAUUUGACUCUGAUUGGAAAUCCGCUGACACACAAACCGCACUACCGACUGUAUGUGAUAUACAAGGUCCCGUCGGUUCGCGUUUUGGAUUUCAAACGAAUUCGACUUGUGGAAAGAAAGCAAGCGGACAAUUUGUUCAAGGGCAAAAAGGGCGAAAAAUUGCGAGAAUCAGUUGUUAAAAGAUCAAAGACUGUGCCAGAAGAUGAGGACGAGGGACCGAGGAAUUUACGCGCCGGAGAUGUUCGGAAAAUUGAGGUAAUUUUUCGUUGUUUUUUCGUGAAGAGUUUGUGUACCAGCGAAUUUUGUUUAUUCUUUGUCGUUGUUGAAUAUUUGAUUUAUCAUCUUAUCGACAUCAGGAAAAAAACAAAAAAAAAUUCAGGGAAGAAUAUUCAAAAAAUUGGCAUGCAUCCUUAG
Molecule: messenger RNA, 702 nt
Organism: Gongylonema pulchrum
Lineage: Eukaryota; Metazoa; Nematoda; Chromadorea; Rhabditida; Gongylonematidae
Source: the annotation of a GenBank genome assembly